Molecule: messenger RNA, 441 nt
Organism: Menidia menidia (Atlantic silverside)
Lineage: Eukaryota; Metazoa; Chordata; Actinopteri; Atheriniformes; Atherinopsidae
Source: the annotation of a GenBank genome assembly
AUGGAACGCUGCGCUGACAUCCAGGUCAAAGAGCUGAACAAGCGGGCAUCAGGUCAGGCGUUUGAGGUCAUCCUGAGCCCCUCCACCCCAGAUGCUAAGGUGGAAUUUCCGUUGUCCCCCAACAAGAAGAGGGAAACAUCCCUUGAUGAGAUUAAGAAGAAACUGGAGGCCGCAGAGGAAAGACGCAGGAGCCAUGAGGCCGAAGUGCUGAAACAUUUAGCAGAGAAACGAGAGCAUGAGAAGGAAGUCAUCCAGAAGGCCAUGGAGGAAAGCUGCAACUUUAGCAAACUGGCUCAGGAGAAGCUCAAUCAGAAGAUGGAGGCCAACAAAGAGAACCGCACCGCUCGGAUGGCAGCUCUGAACGAGAAGUUUAAGGAGAAGGACAAGAAGCUGCAAGAAGUGAGGAAGAACAAGGAGGCAAAGAAAGAUACAGAGAACUAA